CGUUGGUGCUAUAAAAUGUCAAAUUUGAUUUUGUGGGUUGUGGUGUCCAUGGUGGGGGCUUCAGUCCCCAAACCUCGAAGCUUCUUCAACAAAUCGAAAAGCAUAAUUCCGGAUUAUUAUCUGAAAGAAGUACGACCUCCUACUCAAGGUGGUACUCCUGUCGAAAUAGAUUUCAGUAUGACUGUCGUCGACAUCAAUUCUAUUAACGUGGAAGAUAUGGAUUUUCGCAUGGACAUGUUUUUGAGCCAGGAAUGGAUCGACGCAAGGAUUAAAAUACCCGAGGAUUUAUUCGAAUAUGGCGACGAUUCAAUCACGUUACCUUCGCAAUAUUUUGACAAUCUGUGGCAACCCGAUUUGUAUUUCCUCAACUCGAAAGUUGUGGAAAUUGCAACCCUGACACAUAAAUUCUCAUCAGUGACUUUAUUUCGCAACAAAACGAUCAAAUAUUCGGCUCGAAUGCAUGCAAUAGUUGCGUGUCAGAUGGAAUUCCAGCACUACCCCAUGGACACCCAAUUGUGCCCAAUUAGUAUCGAAAGCUUUUCAUACAGUAAUAAGAAAAUGCGUUUAAAGUGGGCCCCAAGUGGGGUAACUGUCAGUCCCGAGUUGAAACUCCUCCAAUACAACAUCCUCCCCCUCCAACUAGAGGAGAAAAACGUCUUUACGGGCGAGAAAAGCGGGAAUUUCUCGCGCCUUGUGGUCAAUUUCCGGUUCGAGCGUCAAAUCGGCCACCACUUGAUCCAGACUUUUGCCCCAUCAUCCCUCGUGGUGGUACUUUCAUGGUUCAGUUUUUGGCUGGGUUUGGACGCGGUACCAGGCCGGGUCACACUCCUAGUCACGUGUUUACUUACUUUGGUCACCAUGUUUACCGGUCUGAGGACUGACAUACCGGCAGUUGCAUACGUCAAGGCGCUCGAUUUGUGGAUGGCGGGGUGUAUGGUGUCGGUGUUCGCCGCGCUAGGGGAAUUUGUCAUUGUCAAGGUUUUGGACCAGAAGUACCAACGUUUGAAGAAGAAGCAGUGCGAACAAGCCAUGGAGGCUGCGAUUACCCCCUGGCGCCCGAAACCGACUCUUGUCAACAAAAGACGAGCUAGUGAAGGUGUUGUUCCCAUGUAUUGGAGAAAUAAAAAGGGGAAGGAGAAGAUUUUGUGGCACCAAGUGGACCGUGUUUCGCGUGUGGUGUUUCCUGGUUUGUUUUUCAUCUUCUGUGCGAUUUAUUGGACGACUUUGAUUUUCGGUAGAAGUGCGACUUUGUUGUAAAUGAUGCAAUUAUUGUCGUAUCAACAAGGAAUUACUCCCUAAAAUUUAGGGAUAUUCGUGAAUAGGUUGUCACAAAUUUGGUUAAGUUGUUAAACAAAAGAUAUCGUAACUAGUGUCAAAAUAUAGGUUAAGUCCAGUGAUGCCAGAUGAGAUUAAGCGCUUGUCCCUAGAUUGUAACUUCUAAAUUCCCUAGAAUUCGAUAAACUACUUAAAAAAUUAAAAAGAUACUAUUUCAUAGCCCUAUUUUGUUGAGGUAAUAUAAUAUAAAUACAUACAACAUAAAAAUGUGUUA
Molecule: messenger RNA, 1549 nt
Organism: Tribolium madens (black flour beetle)
Lineage: Eukaryota; Metazoa; Arthropoda; Insecta; Coleoptera; Tenebrionidae
Gene: alka
Product: glycine receptor subunit alpha-4
Exons: 9
Coding region: 16-1257 (413 amino acids)
Biological process (GO): regulation of membrane potential; chloride transmembrane transport; chemical synaptic transmission
Cellular component (GO): synapse; membrane; neuron projection
Molecular function (GO): transmembrane signaling receptor activity; chloride channel activity; neurotransmitter receptor activity
Source: RefSeq, a predicted model, not a curated record